This is a messenger RNA of Schistosoma intercalatum, 367 nucleotides long. The record is from the annotation of a GenBank genome assembly. NCBI's taxonomy places the organism in Eukaryota, Metazoa, Platyhelminthes, Trematoda, Strigeidida, Schistosomatidae.
UGAUAAUGUUGGACAAAAGGCGCACAAACAACUAAGCCAAUCAAAACGCAGUUCACCUUUCAACUUUGUUAUUUAACUACCAUCAGCUUGCAGUUAGUCUCCUCAGCCUGCAGUUGGUGUAUAUUGUGCGAUGCCUGAUAAACGGUCAACCUAUCCAAAGUCCUAUGAAAAAUAUUUCCCAUUAGAUCGUUCAAGAUCGUUUAUUAGUGUGCAUUUAAAUCAGCAGUCAAUAAUAUCCGAUCAUAAAACUGGUGCACGAAAAUCUGCGAUUUCUCAAAAGUUCACUGACGAAUCUCGUGUACAAACAGUCAAAGAUCUUUUUGAAUAUGGCUUAAAUAAUUCGAGUAAGUUCAUCCAUUCACACUAA